UGAAAGGGCAGCAGAGGAUCGCGGCAUUUGAUCAGAUUUUGCUCAGGCUCUCCUUCCCUUCAUUUUAUAACAGCUACAGCAAGUCCUGCUGCAAACUCUAUCCGGGAGGAUGUUACAAGCUGCUGGACAGUGCAGGGUUCACCUGCGAGUUACUGAAAGGAAGACUUACCAAAACUGAGAUGGAUGGCUGGAUUGAAUUUAAAAUAUCAAAUGUGCGAUUUGGGGAUGGAGGCUUUUACAGAUGUGGGGUGCUGGGAACCCAAAACCACAUCUACAUAGACUACUAUGUGGAGGUGCUUGAAGCUUCACAUCAUCACAGCCAGUCUCAGCCUCCAGUCACAGCAACCAUCAAAGCCCUCAACGCUUCCACAGCACUCCCAGACUCCACUGGGGCUGCCCUGACUCAGGACCACAGCGACAUCAGCGGAGUUCCAUGGAGUUUAGGUCUGCCUCUAGCUAUCAGCGUGUCCAUAGCAGUGAUGAUCUUCAUCGCUUCAGUUAUUGGGGUUUUUUGCUGCAGAGUCAAGGCGAAAUAUAAACAGUCGGACGAAUAUGGGGAAACUCGGUGUGAGUCAGUGAAACCAGAAGCCCCGGAAAUGAGCGGCAUCGUCUACUCAACCGUGGACUUCAGAGCGCACCAGAAACCUGAUGAAGUGUACGCAAACCUGAGCGUCCACAAAACACGAGCAGAGGCCCCCGACUCAGAGCAUGCUGGCAUGGUGGAGUACUCCACACUAGCAAUCCCAUAUUGAAUUUCAGAUUUGAAUAUACUUUUUGAUUUUUCUUUUUAAAGGGUUUUUAACUUUCAGUUUACUUUGUAAAGUUUCUUAAACAGCAUUUACCAAUGCAACAAAAAGCUGCAGUUAGUUGCAUUAUGGAAAUGUAGGAUCUAUCAUAUGCUGGCUUCAGCUGUACUGAUUUAUUUUUUGUUUGUUUGUUUGCUUGUGUUCCAAUCUUUAUGGAAGUUUGUAAAAAUUAUUGUUGCCAUGAAAAAUCGAAUUAUAAUGACAUUAAAGGAAUAGUGAAAGUGA
Messenger RNA from Acanthochromis polyacanthus (spiny chromis), 1031 nucleotides. RefSeq lists its product as uncharacterized. The record is from RefSeq and is a predicted model, not a curated record. Bases 180 to 752 code for a protein of 190 amino acids. Lineage: Eukaryota; Metazoa; Chordata; Actinopteri; Pomacentridae. The transcript has 5 exons.